AUGGCGUCGCUCAGCCUGGGGCUCCGCGGAGCCGCGAGGAGCGGAGCGGUGGAGAGGAGGAAUCUGCUCGCCGUGUGCAGGUUGUCAGUGAAGACCUUGCUUGACCACUCCUGUUUCGACACCAUAGACGAUUCAUCUCCGGAUUUCACCAACUUCGUUUCUAUCCUGGAACAUAUCCUCAGUCACCGGCUCAAAGGUCAGAUGACGUGGUUUGGCUACGAGAGCCCUCGGAGUUUUUGGGAUUACGUGAGAGUGGCCUGCAGUAAGGUCCCUCACAGCUGUAUCCGCAGCAUCGAGAGCAUGGAGAAUGUGCGGUCGUCGCGAGCCAAGGGCAGGGCAUGGAUCAGGGUUGUUCUGAUGGAGAAGAGACUGUCGGAGUACAUCUCCUUCAUACUCCGGGACUUUAAAACGACGAGGAGAUUCUACGGGGAUGGGGCAAUUAUGCUGGGAGAGGAGGCGGGGCUUCUGGCAGACACCCUCAUCGGGCUCAACACCAUGGAUUUUAGCUUCUGCCUGAAGGGCGAGGGUCUGGACGGCGCCUGCCCCGCCGUGAUCGACUACACGCCCUACCUGAAGUUCACUCACAACGCAGACAGCAUUAGCAGCGACGAGGAGGAGAUGAGGACCCUGGGGAGCAGCGGCAGCGAGAGCGGCACUCCCGAGAAGAUGGCCACCGCCGCCGCCAUCUUCACCGAGCAGAGCAGCUUGGUUAGCAAAUGCAAACGCCUCGAGCAGAAGUACCGCAUGGCGCUGGAGCAGAAGAGUUACCUAGAGGAGCUGGUUCGUCUGAGAGAGGCCCAGCUGUCGAAGGCCGAGUCCCAUAACACAGUCCUGCAUCAGAGGCUGGCCGACAUACACCUUUCUCACACGGUGGAGAAAGAACAGCUGGAGUACAUCAUCCUUGAGCUACAGGACCAGCUGACGGUGCUCAAGAAUAAUGACAUCCGGUCCAGACAGGAGCUGAGUGCCCACCUGACCAAUCAGUGGCCAUCCCCCAGUGCCUUGGACGACAACGCUGUUGCUUUGGACACGCUGCUGUACAGGAAGAGGACCGGACAAUGGGAGGAGAAGAGCUUCCAAAGUCUCGAGCAGCUGUCUGCAGACAUGAGCCUCUCCCAGACUUCUCUAGAGCCUUCCAACACGCUCAGCCUAGAGAACAGACCAGGCGGCGGACACUGGCCACGCCACGGUAAAGAGGAGACUCCGUCUCUCAGGGGUCUGUGCGGCUCCCUGACCUCGGUAGCCAGCUACAAGUCCUUGGCGAGCCUGAAGUCCAGCGAGUGUUUGGUCAGUCCCACCACAGAGAUGAGCAGCCCGGGCCUCACGCCUUCCUAGGAGACGGACGCCUGUCUGACGGACAAACACUAGACCCAGACAAUCCGGCAAGGGCCUGC
Molecule: messenger RNA, 1394 nt
Organism: Lampris incognitus (smalleye Pacific opah)
Lineage: Eukaryota; Metazoa; Chordata; Actinopteri; Lampriformes; Lampridae
Gene: rundc3b
Product: RUN domain containing 3b
Exons: 11
Coding region: 1-1335 (444 amino acids)
Source: RefSeq, a predicted model, not a curated record